This is a messenger RNA of Arvicola amphibius (Eurasian water vole), 4598 nucleotides long. RefSeq names its product ubiquitin specific peptidase 46 (gene Usp46). Gene Ontology annotation, biological process: protein deubiquitination. Gene Ontology annotation, molecular function: cysteine-type endopeptidase activity; cysteine-type deubiquitinase activity. Bases 114 to 1214 code for a protein of 366 amino acids. The transcript has 9 exons. The record is from RefSeq and is a predicted model, not a curated record. Gene Ontology annotation, cellular component: nucleus; cytosol. NCBI's taxonomy places the organism in Eukaryota, Metazoa, Chordata, Mammalia, Rodentia, Cricetidae.
AAGCCGGCCCCAGGCCGCCUCGCCGCCGCCCGGCCUCGCUGCGCGCCACCAUGGACAGUCCCGUUUUCCCCUGGUAAAGAUGGCGGUGCGUGAUCGCUGCAACCUUUAGACUAAUGACUGUCCGAAACAUCGCCUCCAUCUGUAAUAUGGGCACCAAUGCCUCUGCUCUGGAAAAAGACAUUGGUCCAGAGCAGUUUCCGAUCAAUGAGCACUACUUCGGAUUGGUCAAUUUCGGAAACACGUGCUACUGUAACUCCGUGCUUCAGGCAUUGUACUUCUGUCGGCCGUUCCGGGAGAAUGUGUUGGCAUACAAGGCCCAGCAAAAAAAGAAGGAAAACCUGCUGACGUGCCUGGCAGACCUUUUCCACAGCAUUGCCACGCAGAAGAAGAAGGUUGGCGUCAUCCCACCAAAGAAGUUCAUUUCGAGGCUGAGGAAAGAGAACGAUCUCUUUGACAACUACAUGCAGCAGGAUGCUCACGAGUUUUUAAAUUAUUUGCUAAACACUAUUGCGGACAUCCUGCAGGAGGAGAAGAAACAGGAGAAACAAAACGGGAAGUUAAAAAAUGGCAACAUGAACGAACCUGCAGAGAGUAACAAGCCAGAGCUCACCUGGGUCCACGAGAUUUUUCAGGGAACCCUCACCAACGAAACCCGAUGCUUGAACUGUGAAACCGUGAGUAGCAAAGAUGAGGAUUUUCUUGACCUCUCUGUUGACGUGGAGCAGAACACCUCCAUCACCCACUGCUUGAGAGACUUCAGCAACACAGAAACGCUGUGUAGCGAACAAAAAUAUUAUUGUGAGACAUGUUGCAGCAAACAGGAGGCUCAGAAGAGGAUGAGGGUAAAAAAGCUGCCCAUGAUUUUGGCCCUGCACCUGAAGAGGUUCAAGUACAUGGAACAGCUGCACAGGUACACCAAGCUGUCUUACCGGGUGGUCUUCCCUCUGGAGCUCCGGCUCUUCAACACCUCCAGCGAUGCUGUGAACCUGGACCGCAUGUAUGACCUGGUCGCUGUCGUUGUUCACUGUGGAAGUGGUCCAAACCGUGGACAUUACAUCACCAUUGUGAAGAGCCAUGGCUUCUGGCUGUUGUUCGACGACGACAUUGUAGAGAAAAUAGAUGCUCAAGCUAUUGAAGAAUUCUAUGGUCUGACGUCAGAUAUAUCAAAAAAUUCAGAAUCUGGAUAUAUUUUAUUCUAUCAAUCGAGAGAAUAAGCUAGAGGAGCGUGGGACUAAUUCCUGCGGGGAAACACUCAAAGCACUAUAGCCUCGUUUCUCUGCGGACCUUCCUCUCCCCUGCCCCGCGGCCCACUAGCGUUAUCACUGAUGCCCACUGGUCUGGCAGUGUUAACCUUCCUUCCUUUGUGUUUUUACAUGCAGCACUACUCCCGGGUUUGUUCUGGUCUGAGGCAGAGUGAACUGUAGUCAGUUUCCAGUCAGGUGUAGAUGAAUAACCGUUGCUGAUUCGAAGACUGAGAUGAAUGAGUGUUAUGCCGCUUGUCAUGUCUGACUAAGCUAGAGUGACAUCGUCUAUAAAUGUCACAGCCCAUUUGGAGUGUUUGUUUGGCUUCCCGAAUGGUUUCCGGGGGUCUUCUUCCCAUGCAUUCCUUUGACAGAUCCCUGGAAACAUUGCUACCCCUUGUUAUCUUGCCUGCCUCCUCUAAUGGCAGGGGAUAGAUGUGCACCCGUUAAGGCUGCAACCAUAGCUUUAAAUUUGUGCAAAUGAAAAUGUUUAAACGUGAGUGACAUCGAUGCCAGGAUCAUCCUCUGCCUUGGAACAGGGUGAAGCAAGGCUGUCGGCCGGCGUUUGCACCCAACUGUGCUUACCUAGCUGGUAGAUCCCAGGGGCUACGACUACGAAGCUCAGGGCAGACAAAGCCAAGAGGAAGAUGUUUUUGCGGAUAGUGAGAAGUUACUUAUCUCUCUACCAAAAGCCAAGUUUCUGGGAAGCAGUGCACUGCUGUCCCUUUUCAGUGACCGUUUCCUCCCGUCAGGUCCUGUGGUUGUGCUUUUCUCGGAUCUGGCACUGUUAAGUUUUUUCAAGCAGUCUUUCCAGUCCUGCUGAUGGGUUGCCAUCAACGGUAUCAAGGUUGAGGUACCAGUUGGCUGCCUCUGGCACAUCUCUCUCGUUAGCCAGUUAAUGCCAACGUUCUUCCUAGAUGAGGAAGAUGAAUCAGAAACCCUGUUCACCUUGACAACCAUCAGCAGAUUGUACAGCUUCACUUUUUUUUUAUUUAAAAAACAAAAACAAAAAACCAUAUUCAGUCUGUUUACGGGGGCACUGGUGAGUUCCGGGGCUAAAACAAAACUCUCCCUGGAAGGGAGUGCUGGAGUUAGUGGAUUGUGAAAUGGGUCACAGGAAGUGUUAGGGGGUGGGUGGAGGGAUGAACAAGGUGGCAGCUGGUUCUCUGGCUCAGAUUCCUAGAGUGCUUGACAAGACAGUUUCCUGGGACACCCUCGUGCCACUAUUUUUCCCUUUUGUUAUGUGUGUAUUUAUUAGAGCAUUUGAAUAUUGGUACCUUUUAUCAAAAGGGUUGAGUUGGUGUUUUACUGUUGAGUUCAUCUUAGUUUUCCUACAAUGAGUCAUAGAUCUUGGCCUCCUUUGGGACGUCGGCUGACUUCCAUACACUAGAAUAUACUGUGAACCUGUUACGUUGUGACCUAAUGCAUCGGCGGAUGAACAUGCAAACUCUCGGCGUAAUGUGAACCAAAACUGCAGUUGAAGAGGCCAGUGGCCAUUGAGGAUAGCACUUUAUCUAGGUGAAAACUGGACUUCUUAUGUGUGAAAUAUCUUGAACUGUUUAGGACUCAGAACUUAAGCAUGCCGAUCUUUUGUUUGAUCAUGCUUGAAGGGAGGUGUUUCAGCCUUCCCUGGAGAAGGCGGAACAGGGUCGUUUCAUAUUGUUGUUCUUUCGCAAGUGGUGAAAAUGGGCCUUGCUUUGGUUAGAGGCAAAUGCAUAUUUAUAAAUACUUUGUCUCCCCCCCCACCCCAUGAAGCAUAUUUAUUAAUCACUUACCUUAGAGGUGGAUUUUUAUUGUUGAAGAGAGGACUCUCUAGAUAGAAGUGAUUGGUGGAGGGGAAUGUUGGUCCCACAUCCAGCCCAUAUAUUUGACUGUGGCUUACACAGGUUAAGAAAAUGAUUAUUGGUUUCUAAUACAUUUGGAACUGGUCAUAGGACAAAAGCUAUUAAAAUUAUCUUUGAAACAACUCUUGAAGCUAAUUUAUUAAACAAAAAUGUUUCAAUUGGAAGCCCAAAUGCUAUUAUAAGGUUCAGCACAUUUUUUCCUUUCUUUCUUUCUUUCUUUCUUUCUUUCUUUCUUUCUUUCUUUCUUUCUUUCCCUUCCUUCCUUCCUUCCUUCCUUCCUUCCUUCCUUCUUUCCUUCUUUCCUUCUUUCUUUUUUUGGUGAACACAUAUAGCUUUCCCCAGUAAUGUAACCAAAGUCAUUGCUUUUAAAAAAGAAAGAGUAGGUUAAAAUUCAGUAUUAAUUAAGAGGUUCUUGGAAUAGAAAGAGAUACGCAUGGAGACUAUUACACUAACCUUCAGCUGGUUGCGGUACAGGGCUAAAAGAUUGGAGAAGGACCAAAUACAAAUCUCCAUCAACAUGCCAUCGGUUUUUAAAACGUAGGACUAUCUGGUAAUUAUUUACCUCUUUCUCAAUAAAGAAAACAAACUCAAGGCAGCUCUGUUCCACCCCCCCCCCCCCAUCAUUUUUCUUUUCAUCGAAAAAUCAUGUUCUAACUUGCCGUCCCUGGUUCUCAGCAUAAAGCAGGGAAUGACAGUGGCGGCAGAGCACGUGAGACCACUCCAAGGUCACAGCGAUAGCACAAGGACCCAGCAACAAGGACCCCUAGGUGGGGGUUUGUGUGUUCUUUCUCCAGCAGGAGAAGUAAGCCUGCUGUGUUUCUCUUAAUUUCUGUAAUUGCUGGGUAUUUAAAAAGAAAUUACAGUAUGUUUAAAGAGACUUAAAAACUUUUUUAAAAAAUGAAAUGUUUGGUUUUUUUUUGGUUACUUGCUAGUUUAACAUCUAGAUUCUGGUACAGUAUGCUAAAAUCUUCCGUUUCAAAGCAGACUUUAGUAAAAUGCUGACGCGUGUAGUGUGCUGUCCCAUUGAUGUGUUUUCUCCAUUCCAAGCCAUCAUCAGGUAGACUGGCUUGAAGAGAGCCAGGAAUAAUACAAUCAGGGUGUCAGUCUGAACAGGGAGCCACCCCCAUGUGGCUUACAGUCCUGGUUAUACUCUGGACUAACGGAAAACGACAGAAAUGGUCCCUGUGCGUUUGUUUUCAUGGGUACCCUUGAUCUCAUGGGCAUGUCUAACUCGAAAGUGUGUUCUAACUGGCGAUUAAGGCUUAUUUUAGAUACUGGAGAGUAGCUUUAUUAUGGAUGGAUUUUAUCUUUUAAACAUUUCAUUUUGAUCAAUUUUGUAUAUUCAUGUGUAUUAAAAAUAUUGUGCACUAAAUGUUUUCUCCUGGUUUGCUGUUACCUGGUCAAGGCAUUGGCCAGCACCGUUGUGAUUAGCUCAUGCAAAUGGCAUGGGCCAGAGAAAAUUAUUGCCUAUUUUUCUGCCUAAUUAAAUUUCUGUUUUCUAGUAUUACAUUAA